GUUUGGUGCUCAGGUAAACAAACGGCGUAAACGUCAUACUAGAGACAUGAAGCUUGUCCUUCUCAAGUUCUUACUUUUAGAAUAGGUCAGAAAAUGCUAUAAUGCGAUAUGACAGAUUCUUUCCGUUCAAUAAACCCAACAGAGAUCACAGCCUUUCACGAGGAUUACAAUCGAAUUUAAGUUUGGCUAUGACUUUGCAUUCGUUCUGCUGAGACAGGAAAAGAGUCACAUGAAUUUAAGCUGAAGAUGGCGGAGCAGUAUUCAGCAUCACCAGGACGCGUCAGGGAUUUGCAAGUUUCAGAACAUUUGGCCCCUUCUGAUGCGGGUGGAAUGUCACAGCAACAAGACAAUAACGGACAUUACGCCAGCAGCCCAGAAGAAUCGUUCUCUCCUACCUCGGUCAUAUACUUUAAAGAGGCAUUAAGCUCUGGGAACAUACAGUUCACAAAGCGGGAGCCCCAGCUUCCUGAAUCACCACAGUAUGAGUUUCAGAUUCAGAAAAUCAGGAGUAAAAAUCCCAAAGACCCAAUCGCCAUCGAGAGGCUCAACCUGAUGAACAUGGCCAAGCUGAGCAUUAAGGGCCUGAUCGAGUCCGCCCUCAACCUGGGCCGGACCCUGGACUCGGACUACGCCCCCCUCCAGCAGUUCUUCGUGGUGAUGGAGCACUGUCUGAAGCACGGCCUGAAAAGCAAGAAGACGUUCCUUGGGCAGAACAAGUCUUUCUGGGGCCCUUUGGAGUUGGUGGAGAAGUUAACCCCAGAAGCAGGUGAAAUAACAGCCAGCGUGAAGGAGCUUCCAGGUCUGAAAACACCCCUGGGAAGGGGUAGGGCAUGGCUUCGUCUGGCCCUGAUGCAGAAGAAACUGUCCGAUUAUAUGAAGACCAUAAUCAACCGGAAGGAUUUGCUCAGUGAGUUCUAUGAAGCAAAUGCCUUAAUGAUGGAGGAAGAAGGAGCUGUGAUCGCGGGCCUGUUGGUGGGGCUCAAUGUUAUUGACGCUAACCUCUGCAUGAAGGGAGAAGAUCUAGACUCUCAGUUCGGCAGCAUGUGGAACCGAGUCGGUGUUAUAGAUUUCUCCAUGUACCUAAAGGACGGAGGCCACAGCAGCAAAAGUGCAGAAGGUGAUGGACAGAUAACCGCCAUUCUUGACCAGAAGAAUUACGUUGAAGAACUAAAUAGACAUUUGAGUGCCUCGGUCAACAAUCUCCAAGCUAAAGUGGAUGCCCUCGAGAGGUCCAAUUCAAAGUUAACAGAAGAGCUUGCAGUUGCUAACAACCGGAUCAUCACUCUUCAGGAGGAUCUGGAACUGGUAAAGGAGGAGAGUUCUCACAUGCUGGAGUCCAAUCGCAAGGCGUCAAAACCUGAUGACGUGGCGGAUGGCCAGGUCCUGGGAGAGGCGCGCAAACAGCUCAAGGAGGAAACCCAGCUGCGAUUGGACGUGGAGAGAGAGCUGGAGCUCCAGAUUGGGAUGAAGCAGGAGAUGGAGCUCUCCAUGAAGAUGCUGGAGAAGGACAUCUGCGAGAAGCAGGACGCCCUGGUGGAGCUUCGGCAGCAGCUGGACGACCUGCGCACCCUCAACCACGAGCUAUCCCACAAGUCCCAGGGUACAGAGGUCGCCGUGAAACAGAAGAGUGAAAUAAUCAGCCGCUUGGAAGACAAGGCCAACCAGAUGGCAGCAACUAUCAAACAGCUGGAACAGAGAUCCAGGCAGGCCGAGCGGGAGCGGGACCUGGCCAACGAAGCCAACCGGCUCUUCAAGCAGGAGUUUGGUGACAAGAUCGAGAGCCUGCAGCUGGAGGUGGAGCAACUGAUGAAGCAGAGGCAUGCAUUGGGGAUGGAGUUGAAGAAAGAAAGGGAACGGAAGGGCGGGGCUGCCCACAUCGACACCCCAUCAGGGGAGAAGCCGCCCCCCUCCCCACAGAAAGAUGUCAAGAAGCAGAUGGAGGACAUAAGAAAGGAGUUGGAGGCAGUCAGGAAAGAGAACGAUCAACUGCGGACAGUGUUGGAGAAGGAAAGUCUUGGUUCGAACACGUCGUUGUCACAAACUGAGGAUGAUCAGGAUCAGUCAUUAACUGAAGACAUUCAGCCAUCAAUCUGCAAUAUGUGUGAGGAGACGGACUCUCUGACAAGAACCAAGAGACAGUGCGAGAACUGCAGCGAGGUGUUCUGCGAGAGCUGUCUGGCCAAUGAGCUGCCUCUGCCCUCUUCAAUCAACCCGGUCCGAGUCUGCAACACCUGCCACUCAAAGCUGCUGCAGCAGUACGCUUCAAGCCCAUCCUGACCCUCCAGGGAAACCCAAGAAACACAGCUGAUCAAUAAACACACAGUAUCAUUAUCGAGAAAUACCAGACAGGGAAGCAGCGUGACUAUUAGAGUCCUUUUGAGUCUAUGAACCUGGACGGGUAUGAAUUUCACACAUUAUAAGGACUGGCCUCUGGUUGUACAUUUUUGGUAGAAAGGGCGUGAAUCAUUGUGUGAAAGUUUUUAUCAGUGUUGCGCAUGUUCAUGUCUACAUUCAUCACGGUAACAUGGAACGAAUGGCGAACCGCAAAUGUCCACUAAGUGGAUCGAAACUGCACUCGUGCAGGCCAAUACAACUUCCUCUAGCACAAACUUUAUGGAAUAUUAUAUUAAUAAAACAGUAUCUGGGGUGAUUUGCAAUUGUAAUACUUGAAUUGCUCUGAGUUCCUUUCCCCUGUCCUUGUCCCACAACCCUGCUGUGAACAUUAUAUCUUAAGUCAAGACAGAUUAUGAUAUGCAUUUGUGAUGCAGUUAGCAUGCCAGUCUUACCUUGGCCUUUUCCCAUUACGAAACACAAAUUCUAUCUACUUUAUUUCAAGAAGCUACCAAAACAUAAUGGUGUUUCCAAAAGGGUGACAGUGCAUUGCGCACAGUGGUUUCAUUCUGCGUUUUAGCAAUAAUUAUUCUUCAGUAGUAGUUGCUUUUGUUGAAUUGCUGAAUGUCUCAUAAUGCACAAACUGAAUUCGAAUCGGACACCAUUUCCCCAGGGACUUUACUUUUAAUAGCAUUUAUGCUUUUUUUCCCCCAUUUCGGCAACUUUUCUCCAGUAACCACUGUGUUUGUCUUUCACAGUGUCGGACUCUGGGUAAAACAUGGAAUGUGCGUCAUAUCAAAGAUAGCUACUUUAAUUAAAGCAUUGUACAAUCAUGAUUUAUCUGCAUUGCUUUGAGUCCUGGGAGCUUUUCUCAUUACUUUGUGGCUACAAGCUGUUGUAACUGGAAAUUAUGGUGUAAUAUUUUGCUGGGGUUAAUUUCAAAGGAUUGCUGAACAAUAAACGUUUUAUUGCAGAAAAA
Anguilla rostrata (American eel) is the source of this 3310-nucleotide messenger RNA. RefSeq names its product RUN and FYVE domain containing 3 (gene rufy3). NCBI's taxonomy places the organism in Eukaryota, Metazoa, Chordata, Actinopteri, Anguilliformes, Anguillidae. The coding region runs from base 247 to 2277 and encodes 676 amino acids. The record is from RefSeq and is a predicted model, not a curated record. Gene Ontology annotation, molecular function: metal ion binding. Gene Ontology annotation, biological process: regulation of axonogenesis. Gene Ontology annotation, cellular component: cytoplasm. The transcript has 19 exons.